This is a messenger RNA of Cornus florida, 1678 nucleotides long. Its product is annotated as protein RGF1 INDUCIBLE TRANSCRIPTION FACTOR 1. Gene Ontology annotation, molecular function: zinc ion binding. Lineage: Eukaryota; Viridiplantae; Streptophyta; Magnoliopsida; Cornales; Cornaceae. The coding region runs from base 779 to 1450 and encodes 223 amino acids. The transcript is spliced from 4 exons. The record is from RefSeq and is a predicted model, not a curated record.
AAAUUGGCUUGUUGCUUUGAUCUAAGCCGAAUCAUUCGCAUUAUGAUGGAUCCCACCCAAUUGCCCAAUAUAAUUUUUUUUUUGGUUCCUUAAAUCAGUUAAAAUAUUCAAAUUUUUUUUUGAAAACUUAUAUUCAAAAUUUUUUAAUUUCUAUUAGAAUUAAUUACAAUACUUUUUCACUUAUAAUUUUAUUGUUUUGCCUUGUUAAAAAAAAAAAAAAAAACUUAUAAUUUUAUUAUUUUUAUGUGUGUCUAAUGUAUGCCUGUGUGCAUAUUUAGUGAGAGAAACAUUAUUCCGUAAAAUAAGGUAAAAAUUGAUCCACUUUAAGAAAUUUUGGAAACAUAAUACGGCGCCUCCAAAGCAGCACAAAAGACGGCCAAAAUCCCGAUUGAUUGGCGGGAAUGAAUAUUAGUGGCUUAGAUUACAGCCGCAAUCAGCACUACUUCGCUCUAGGGUUUUAUCACCAGCAUCGACAACUAGGCCCAUCAAGAAGAUCCAACGGUUGAAAUACCUUCACCUUCCCGCCCAUUGUAGACCACCUUCUAUUACUGUAAAGUGUUAACAUUUUAUACGCAUUUAGGUUCCACACCGAUUUCUAUUACCAUUUAUAUUUCUUUAUUUUUUUCUUUUUUUUGUUCUUAAUCUAACACUCCCAAUUCCUUUUUCUAUCUCUUUCCUUCUCUCACACACACACGCACAAAUUCAAACACAAAAUCACGUUAUUCUUUUCUCAGUUUCAAUCAUCCAUAUAGGUUCAAUUCGUUAUCACAUCUCGGAAAUGGUGGGUUGUGGGAUACGAUUGAAGAAGAGAAACCCAGAGUGGCUAUCCAGUUUACUUCGUAGCAAAUUUUUUCGUUCUUGCGUUGAUCAUAGAGACCUUCGAAAGAAUGAAAAGAAUGUGUUCUGCAUUGAUUGUACUAUUUGCUUGUGCAAGCACUGUAUCGUGGCUCAUGACUUCCAUCGUUGGCUUCAAAUUUGUAGAUAUGUCUAUCAUGAUGUAGUCCGCCUUCAAGACAUACAGAAACAUCUUGACUGCUCCAAAAUUCAGACAUAUAAAAUCAAUGGUGAAAAAGCUGUGCAUUUGAAUCCCCGGCCACAAUCUAGAGAUCCCAAACCAUUAAAAUCAAAGAGCGGCGCAUCUUGUCAAGCCUGUGGAAGGUACAUACAAGACUUGCCUAAUCACUUCUGCUCCAUCGCAUGCAAGUUUUCCAAAGCUCAGGAGAUAUCUGAAGAUCCGAUCCAAAAGUUGAGCUCCUUCCCUUUUCCACAUAUCGAUUACCUAUCCUUGAAAGACAGCGAUGACACUGAAGGCAACACAACUGAAAAGGAUUCAUCUUUCUCUUUGAGCGAUUCGUCUCAGGAGAAUCAUUCCUCUGUAAGUUCGGUAUUGAAGCCGAAGAAGCAGUUGCACAAGAGGAAGGGCUUUCCUCGCAGAGCUCCUCUAAGUUAAAGCCUAAAACAAGCUCUAGGUUUUGUUUUACCUAUUCACAUUUUUUUGGCUUACGUUAAGGUAUUAACACAAUAAAACCACAGUUAUAGUGCUCUCUAUAAUGUUUUUUCAAGAAGCUAAGUCACUCUCAAGUAGCCCCUAUUUUCGGUUUUAGUUGGGGUUAGUUAGAGAGUGAUCCCUCUUGUCUGUCUGAGUAUAUGGUAUUAAUGUGGUUGUACAGCAUAAGGU